Fibroporia radiculosa is the source of this 957-nucleotide messenger RNA. RefSeq lists its product as uncharacterized. NCBI's taxonomy places the organism in Eukaryota, Fungi, Basidiomycota, Agaricomycetes, Polyporales, Fibroporiaceae. Gene Ontology annotation, cellular component: mitochondrion. The record is from RefSeq and is a predicted model, not a curated record. The transcript has 5 exons. The coding region runs from base 1 to 957 and encodes 318 amino acids.
AUGGUCCGUACGUCGUCGACCAUCUCUGAUCCUUUCACAAGCCCUGCUACCGUCUCCACCAUCAAACUCGCUCACCCGAGAGACCCAGCCAACCAGCCUGGAGCUGUUCCCAGUAGUAGUGGCUCCAAUUCCACCCUAAAUCCGUCUGCAUCAGACUCAACUCCACUGCCCUUACCGAGCAAUGUUGACCUGGGCCCGAGCACGAAUGUACCCGUACCUGCGCCGCCGCCGCCUUUGCGCCCGCCGCACUCCCGGCUACCAUCACCACAUGAACCGCAGAACUUGACUCUUUCAGCAGCAUACAGUAAUCCACCUUUUCAUACACACCACUUCUUCGUCGCUCUCGAGAAGACAUUCCCUACACCGACUGCUCGGAGUUUAAUGCGAGCUAUACGUGCUCUGCUUGUCGACCGGUUGGGUCGCGUCAAGCGAGAUGCGCUGACUGUGAAAGACCUCGAGAGCCAAGCAUACCUUUUCAAAGCGGCUCUCUCCGAGUUGCGAACAGAAUCCACGAUGCUCACCCGAAAUGAAGCUGCCGCAAUGCGAACUGCAACGGCAGCGUCACGACGGGAGGUGGAUAUCUUGAGCGUGCGUAUGAAGGAGGACCUGGGUGCCCUGAAGCACGACAUCCAAAUGGAACUAGACAGUAGGAAGAACGAGUCGAAGAACGAUUUGAAACGAUUCGACAUUCAAGUGGAGGAAGUUCUCAAUAAGUCUUUAGUCACUCUCUACGAUCUCCGUACUGAGAUGGAGAAAGUCCGCUGGGAUAACAUGCGCAACUCAGUUGCCGCUUUGGGUGCCUUUUUGCUCCUGAUCGUUGUGUCAAUGGAGCUCCUGACGUCCCGUGAGGCACCACGGAAAGUCAAGUCGAAUCCUCCGCCUAGCCCGCCUCCGCCAGUGCUUGAUAUUCGGCCAAUGGAGGGGACAGAAAGUCAACACAGUACAUGGACAACAUAA